Messenger RNA from Cajanus cajan (pigeon pea), 1547 nucleotides. RefSeq lists its product as uncharacterized. The record is from RefSeq and is a predicted model, not a curated record. Gene Ontology annotation, cellular component: endoplasmic reticulum. Lineage: Eukaryota; Viridiplantae; Streptophyta; Magnoliopsida; Fabales; Fabaceae.
UUUUGUUUUGGUGAACAUUUUCCAGUUAUUAAGUACUAUCAUGUCAUUUAUGUAUUCUUAUAGAUGAUGCAAUCAUAAAUCUUUAGUCAAACCCCUAAAUUGCUAAAUUUAGUUAGAAACUUUAGUGUUUUGUCAUCAACUGCUAUAUUUGUUUGAUUUGGUAUUCAUGCUUCCGAUUUCCCCUCCAUCACAAGCUAACUCAAAUUUUAACCAUCAUAUUCAUCUCACACUCACUAAGCACAAUGCCAAUCGCUUCACCCAAACAACCCUCUCUCGUAAUCAUCACAAUCACCUUCUUCGUCUUAUUGGGCCCAGGCCCAGUCCUUGCUCGCGACGCCCACGUCAUCAAUUUCCACUGUCCCAAUCUGUACCCGGAAUCCCUCGCGUGGGACCCACUCGCACAGCACUUCCUCCUCGGCUCCCUCCGCCAGCGCAUCAUCGCCGCCGUCUCUGACGCCGGCAUCGUUGAAACCUUCAUCUCCGACACCGACCUCCCCGACGGCGCCGCAUUCCUCGGCCUCGCCGUCGACCCGCGGCGCAACCGCCUCCUCGCCGUCGUCCACUCCAGUCACCACCUCCCUCCGCUGAACGCCCUUGCCGCCUACGACCUCCGCUCCCGCCGCCGCCUCUUCCUCUCCCCGCUCCCCUCCGAAGACGUCGACGCGGCGAACGACGUCGCCGUGGACCACCGCGGCAACGCCUUCGUGACGAACUCCGGCGGAAACUUCAUCUGGAAAGUAUCCGCAGACGGAUCCGCGUCGAUCUUCUCCCGAUCUCCGAUGUACAGGGAGGCGACGAAGAGUCCUUCCAACGGCGACGCACCUUACGGUUCCGUAGGACUGAACGGAAUCACUUACGUGAGCAAGGGAUACCUCCUGGUGGUGCAGUCGAGCAGCGGAAAGGUUUUCAAGGUGGACGCGGUGGACGGCACGGCGAGGAAGGUGUUGCUGAACGAGGAUCUAGUGGGCGCGGACGACAUCGCGGUGAGGAAGGACGGCGUGGCGGCGGCGGUUUCACCGAUGAAGGUGCUGUGGUUGAUGAAGAGCGAUGAUAACUGGGCGGAGGGAGCGGUGUACGACAAGGUGGAGGUGAACGUGCGGCGGUUUCCGACGUCGGUGGUGGUCGGAGAUAAGGAUAGGGUUUAUGUGUUGUAUGGGCAUUUGGAUGAGGGGAGAAUGGGGGAUUCUGGGAGAGAGAAUUUCGGGAUUGCUGAGUUGAGAUCGAAGAAAGAAGGUGACGAGAGGGUUUGGAUCUUUGUGUUGAUUGGUCUUGGCUUUGCUUAUUUUUGCUUUUGGAGGUUUCAGAUGGGUGAGCUUGUGAAGAGAAUGGACAAGCUUCAUUGACUUUUCUUCAAUUCAUUCUUGCUGUUAGGUACUUACUUUGCUUUCCCAACACUAGUUGCUUCAAUUCAUGCCUCUUCAUCACUUUUUCUUCACUAUUACUCAUCUCCCAAAAAACCUUCAAUCAAAACUAUCCACUACUAUUUCAAAUCAAAAUUAAUUCCAACAUUAUUGUUUGUGUUUUUAAAAUCUGCUGAUUUUGGAUUU